Prunus mume (Japanese apricot) is the source of this 1753-nucleotide messenger RNA. RefSeq names its product mitochondrial inner membrane protein OXA1. NCBI's taxonomy places the organism in Eukaryota, Viridiplantae, Streptophyta, Magnoliopsida, Rosales, Rosaceae. Gene Ontology annotation, biological process: protein insertion into mitochondrial inner membrane from matrix. Gene Ontology annotation, molecular function: membrane insertase activity. The record is from RefSeq and is a predicted model, not a curated record. Gene Ontology annotation, cellular component: mitochondrial inner membrane.
CUAAACCGCCAUUGAUCUCAGCUCACAUCUCAGACAGGAAUCUGGGACUGUCUGUUUCUCUCUCUCUCUCUCUCUCUCUCUCUCUCUCUCUCUCUCUCAGAGAGCUAGUCAUACACAGUCAGACGUAUCGAUACACAUCAAUGGCUUACUGGAGAAGCCUCUCCACCAGAGCGAGCUUUACAGCUCGACGACGACAGAACCAUCCGUCCAUCACUCACAUUCUCCAAGACGACGACCGCAAGCACGAUUUCGUUUCUGAACAAGCUUCUUCGCCGAAUUUGAAUCAUUUUCUCAGCCAAAAGCGAUUUUUCGGGAACAAUUUGAGCAGAAUAUCUGGUUCUGGCGGUUUUGCUCAAGACAGGAGGAUUUCAAAUGCUCUGCUUUCGUCCGGUUCUGGGUUCGCGUGCUCUCGAUAUAUGUCGACGGCGAUUGGUGGCGGUUCCGAUAAGGUAGAGCUGUUGAGUGAUGUAUCGGGGGUUGUAUCGGACGCGACGAUGGGAGCCGUGGCUUCUCAGGUCUCGGCAAUGAGCGAAAUUGCAAUUGCCACCGCAGAUUCGUGGCUGCCGGUUAAGGCCUUGCAGUACUUGAUUGGUUCUGUGCAUACUUAUACUGGCUUGAACUGGUGGGCUGCCAUAGCAAUAACAACUCUUUUGAUUCGAAUGGCCACGGUUCCAAUUCUAAUUAAUCAACUUAAAGCAAUGUCAAAGCUCGCUCUCAUGAAACCUCAACUGGAGGAAUACAGGCAAGAGAUGCAAGAUAAGGGUAUGGGUCGUGAGGCUGUGGCUGAAUUUCAAAAGAAAACGGGGAAGCUAUAUAAGGAAUAUGGCGUCCAUCCAUUAUCUGCAAUGAAGGGAAUUUUUGUUCAAGCUCCUGUCUUCAUCAGCUUUUUCCUUGCCAUAAGUAACAUGGCAGAGAAAGUGCCAUCCUUUAAAAGUGGUGGCGCCUACUGGUUUCUUGAUCUGACAACUCCAGAUAGCAUGUACAUUUUUCCAGUUUUGGCAGCAUUGACAUUCUUACUAACCGUGGAGUGCAAUCUGCAAGAAGGUAUGGAGGGAAAUCCUGCUGCUGGCACCAUGAAAAAUGUUUCAAGAGGCCUUGCUGUUCUUACAGUUCCAUUUACCAUGAGCUUUCCAAAGGCUGUAUUUUGUUACUGGGUUACAUCCAACUUGUUUUCGCUUGGGUAUGGACUGGUGCUUAAAUAUUCUGGGCUGAAGAAGGCCUUGGGUAUUCCUCAGCUGCCUAGUACUCCUCCAUCACAACGAUCACAACCUGCAUUUUCACUGUUAUCCACACUGAAACAAGUCGCUGCAGUGACUCAGGAUACAACCUCAUCACCCGUUGAACAAUCAAAGGUUCAAGAUGGAAGAACGUCAUCGUCAUCAGUUCUCAGUCAAAGGAUUAAAACUUUAGAGAAACAAGUGAAGGGAAGAAAGAGAAACAAGAAGAGGUAGAGAAUUUAUUGAUUUUUAAAAGUUCAACCGUAGGCAUGACCAUUGAGGAGGAGGUUUCAUUGCUUUACAGUUAUAAUAUAAUAUUCUUUAAAUUGGCGACUCAUUGUUUCACUUAUUGAGAGAUGGUAGGGAUCGAAUGGUUUUAAUGAGUUAGAUUAGAACUAUCAGUGCCUGUAAUUUUUGCUCGGAAAGUUUGAGAAUUUUGUGGAAGUCUUUGAGGUGGUGGUCCCUUGUAUCUUACUCUGCAAGAAUUAACAAAACCCACUUGCAUUGUAAAAUAAAAUAAAGUUACAUAUUUCUUU